CUGUUGAUAAGAGAUGAUAUUGUUUUCUGCAUAUUAUCUAUAUUUUAAAAGAAGGAUACUAUAAAUGUGAAUUUUUCUCAUGAAAAAUGGAUUAAGUACGCAAAAAUUCUACAUGUUUUAAUAAUUUUAGGCCCCUGUCUAUAACUGGAACUUGGAAGCAGUACAAUGAUUAAUAGUGUUUCUCUUGGUUCAUUUUGUUAUUGUUAUCAAUAAUUAGAAUUUAGAAUGAUUUAUCGCCAGGAUUGAAUCAAUACCUACCCAUAGAUCAACUCAAGAAUACCUACAUCAUGAAUGAAACCGAAUCCAAUGUGUACGAUCUGGUAUAUCCCAGCCCUGUCACUUUGAAAGAAAUCUCAUCCAUCGUAGUUGCUGUGCAAUUAUGGCGUAAAGAAAUCUGCCCACAUAUAGAAAAGGAACGUCGAAAAUUAAAUGUGAAGUUGAAUUUGAAAGAAAACGACAUUCGAUUGAGAAACGUGAUUCCCAAUUUGCCAUCUGCGAUUUACGAUUACCUGGAGGAGUACGUCGAAAUAUUUAGAGUGUCAAUCCUGCGAUGGCUGAAUUAUCAUCGUGAGAAUAUAUUCACCAGCUGUGAUUAUGGUAGUCUAAAAAACAUUUUGAUCCGUUUCCAUGAUUUUUCAUGGGACUGGAAUGGCACCAUUCACUAUGCGCGCACAGCCAAACGGAUGAUAUUGUGCGAUCAAUUCGAUGAAGAUGAGAAAUUCAAGAUCGCUUGUUUGUACUGCUUCGAAGACGAUAUCAAACGGAUUUGGCCAUCUGUCAGCUCGAAUAUGGAUUGGAGUAGUAUCGAUUUUGAUCAUUUUCCACAAUUGUUCUACUGGAUUUGCUUUCUUAGAAACGAACUAGACAAGGUACCCAAUCCACGAAAUGUAUCUAUAGACGAGGCGAUGCUUUAUAAAUGCAAAUCACAAUCGGUUAACGAUUCGUUUGUGAAGUAUUUUUGGGAUCGUAUACCCUUUGAUAAACAGGCACAAAUAGUUAUAGAAAGGUAUGUUACCUGGUCGCUAAUAUUUUGUAGAUUUAUAUUACAGAAACUAAACAAACACAAUCUUGAGAUGUUUCUGAAUGCAAAAGGUGCUGUUUUUUUGGGAUUCCUGUUGUAUUUUGGAGACGCUUCAGAGCUACGUACCGCUUUACGAACUUGGAUGUACAUUCAAAAUAGAAUCAGUAGUAGUCUUUUCAUCAGUUAUGUCGACAAAUCGUUUCGGUGCGAGUGUUACAUGGGCGCAGAAUUUUAUAGUUAUAAUAAACGGUAUUUGUUCAGCAAGAUAUGGAAAAGUGCUCCACAGCAUUUGAAACGAUCGGCGAUCCAAAAUAUACUAUCAAACAGUCCAUAUCCUAGCAGUCCGGGGCACCCAUUCCAGCGUAAACAAGUGAAAUUUCUCUUCGUUCUAUUAUAGGAUGCUACUGUGGAAGAGAGAAACACAUUUUGGCGAGAACAUUGGCGUAAUUUUAUCCGUUGGUGUGGUGCAGAUAACCGUGAUUUCAUCGAAUUGAUGAAAUUGUGCUUACAAACAGUUAACGAAAUUGCGUUAUUUAAUAAAGCCACGAUGGCGAGGUAUGAAAAUAUAGCCGAGUACUGCGUCCCGUUGCUGAAAUCAGGCUCGUUUAAAGAAUUGAAUGACUUUUUGUCCGUUUGCUGCCCGGAUUUGCAAAAACGAAACGAGUUGAAACAGCGAUUAUUGAGGUCUAAUUAUGUCGAUCAAAAUUCUGUACUGACAACAAACGUAAUCAGUAACCAUAAAUUGCUGAAUGAGUUCGUCAACGAUGCUUUUCAAGAUGCUGCUGAUCUUGGCGUUGAAUUUAGAAACCAACUCGCAUCAUCACUUACAACCCAAAACUGUGUACUCGUAUGUAUUCGAGGGGGAAAUUUUGGCCCCGUGAUGGAGUUCGUCGAUAGUUUUUUUUCAGAUGAACAAGUAGUAGUAGUGCUUCUGAAAAAACGCUUAUUUGAGUGUUUCAAAGAUCAUUUAAUUAGUGGUAAAUGUUUUUACACAGAUAGUGUUUAUGUGCAAGGAUUUCUCAUUUGGUUGCUGGGUAGCGAAGGCGAAAUUAUCAGAUUCAAGCAAUCAAUAUCAGUUGAGGAUAUUUCUCGUAAGUUGUUACCAGAACAUCGUAGAAAAGAGCCGAGAGAAGUUGAUGAUACCAAUGAUUUCAAACCUGAAUUUCCUCUGAGGCUAGAUAAUUUUUUAAUGUGGUAUUUUAACAAUGACGAAGAAGAAAUCGACAAGUUUUUAAAACUAUUUUAUGGUGAAACGGCGUCGUUCGCUCCUAGAAAACGUAGAAGAAUGGAGUAUGCCUAAUUGUGGUCUAAUUCUUCGAAUCUGAACUUACUAUAUUCUUAAGUAUUCAGCUUUGUUGAAUAAUUAAUAUCGUUUGUUUUUAUUCUUACUAUGCACAUUGUACAUCUACAUACAUUGAUGAUAUUUUUAUGAAUUGUGAGUAGAUAACCUAAUAUUAAUUAUACCUAUUGAGAAGUAGGUACCUACCUGAUAAUAGUGAUAAUCGAUUGUAUCACUUGAGUGUUCUUACCUAAUAAACGUAUUGA
Messenger RNA from Planococcus citri (citrus mealybug), 2566 nucleotides. RefSeq lists its product as uncharacterized. The record is from RefSeq and is a predicted model, not a curated record. The coding region runs from base 288 to 1418 and encodes 376 amino acids. The transcript is spliced from 2 exons. NCBI's taxonomy places the organism in Eukaryota, Metazoa, Arthropoda, Insecta, Hemiptera, Pseudococcidae.